AUGGAAACCGGCUCGGGUAUUCAAAUACAAAUUCCAGAAGCUAUUGUUUCAUGGACAACAUUUUCCAUUCCUGGUAGAGACGAUUGCAAAUUGAGGUUCCAGCUGUUCCCUUAUGGAAGUACUCAUUCCCAGAACAACCGUGUGUCUAUUUUUCUAAGACAUGUGAGUAAGGUGGAUAACAUGCCAUUACUUUCGAAAUUUAGUUUUCACAGUAAUAACGGAAGAUGCAUAAGUGAUGGAUGUAAAUUGCCAUGUUCCAUGUCCUUUUCAAAAAAUGGUCAUGGUCAUGAGAACUUUUGUAAACGUACUCAUAUUUUGCGUCUCCUUGAAGGUGACACUUUAGUAAUCAGAUGUUGGAUGAAAUGGAAAAAAAAUGAAAAUGUUAGUGGUACGUUAAUUGCAUUAGGUACAGACGAUACGUUGAUUCAGCUAUCAAAUGAUUACAAAUUUCUUAUCAAUGAGGGUAGCUUUAGCGACUUUACUUUAGAGGCAAACGAUGGUACUCAAUUUCUAGCUCACAAGUGCGUAUUAUCAUCCCGUUGCCCAGUUUUGGCAGCUAUGUUUAAGCAUGAUAUGAAAGAAAAACAAGAGUCUAAAAUCCAAAUCAAAGAUUUAAAUGGCAAAACUCUCAAGGCUAUACUACAUUUCAUUUAUUCAGGUAUAGUUAAUGAAGAUGAAUGCCAAAUCACAGAACUUUUAGCGGCUGCAGACAAGUAUGGGCUUGAAGCUCUGGAAAAGUGUUGUGAGAUCAAUCUUGACGAAAAUUUAAAACUAGAUAACUGCGCAAACUACUUAAUCUUAGCCGACUUGCAUGACCUUACCUUAUUGAAAGAUACAUCAGUUAAAUUUAUAACAAAGAAUUUAAAGGAAGUAAUAAAAACAGAUGGUUACAGGAGUUUAUUAAUGACAAAACCAUAUCUUUUAGACAAAAUUUUAACAGCUAUAGCAGAUGUGCAGUAUAAUGUACAACUUUUGUAA
Molecule: messenger RNA, 978 nt
Organism: Copidosoma floridanum
Lineage: Eukaryota; Metazoa; Arthropoda; Insecta; Hymenoptera; Encyrtidae
Product: speckle-type POZ protein B-like
Source: RefSeq, a predicted model, not a curated record